CUGGACGAGAGCAUACUCACAUAUCGCGAGCACGUGUGCCGUUGAUAUGUUUUGAUAUUGUUGAGCUUCAUUUGCACGAUAGAGUCUUGCGACAGUUUGGGUUUGAGCAGGUCGCUCCACGGCCUAUCGACACUUAUGUUGAGCUGCAUAGGCUGGAUAGGCGUGGGAAGCAUACAGAGGAUUGGGCACUCAGACAUGUCAGAUAUGUGACUAUGUGGGAAAGGAGAGCUGAGCUAGUUGUUGCUGGGACACCGACAUAUGUGCCAUCUGUUUCAGGAGACUACAUGGGAUGGUAUUAUAGCAUCACUCGUUUGUUUGUGUCUUCUUCGUUUAGACUCCCUACUCAUCAUUAUCAACCUAGCUCCUUGGCUUUGCAUCUUACGGUGAGUAUAUUAGUAAUUAGUAAAGUAAGUCAUUUUAUUUAUGUAAUAUUUGUAUGCAUUUCAGUGUAAAUGUAAUUGUGUUUCAUAUUUCAGACACGAGCUUUGCAGCGCAUAAUUCAGCGGGCUACUGCCACAGUGACUGAUAGUCAUGAUGUGGACAUGUAUGGACAGGCUCUGACAGGCAUUGCGUCCUUGUGUUCAGAUGUGUUGGGGCGAGUCGACUACGGCCAUCUUAUACACAUGCCCCCAUCUCAGGAGAUGCCAUUCACGUCUAGUGCAGCGGCGGCUUCAUCAUCCCAGACGCAGCAUGAGAGAGGCGUAGGCGUAGACAUGAGCAGCAACAUCUCCAGGACGAAGCUGACGAUGGGAACUUGUAGUUUGUGUUUUGUAUUGUAGAUGUUGUAGGAACAAUUUACAACAUUUGACGUAUUUUCUCUUGUAAAGUCUUGUAUGUUGUCUUGAUGUGUUCGAGUAUGAAUAUUAGAUGAUUACUUGUUAUGAAUAUUGGAUGAUUGUACUGUGUUAUACCGGUUUUGUAUUUGAUUUGUAAAGGGUAUUUUCAAGGUGUUUUUUAUGUUGAUGAGAGUAGGUGUUAUGUAUGUGAUUGUGAAGACGUGUGUUGUAUGUUUUAUAAUGUGUUGUAUCUGGCUCGCAACAAUUAAACAGGAGAAGAGAGACCUUAUUUAUAGCAAACAGAUGAGUCCGGGUUAAACUGGGGCGAAAAACGUGCUGAAAUGCUGUUUUCGGACCUAUGCACGAUCGUCUUGAAGAUGAUUAGAUAAUGUGGAUGGAAUAUGGCCUGAGGCAUGCAAUUUGACAACUCAUUUAUCUGGUCAAAAGUGAGAGACAAGAGAAAUAUCCAUGACAUUUGCAAGACCAGACCGGAUCAAAACCGGUUUGGACAGGAGCCGGAAUCGCUAAACGAAUAAGACCGAAGACAGGGCUGCACUAUUCCAAUUUUUACGAGACCAAACUGCACAAAUAAUUACGUCUGAUUCAUAAGCACGCACGAGAAAGUUGCGGCUCUUUCAAUUGGAAAUGAACAAGGAGCUUUCAGUUUUCAAUAGGUAUCCAGUAUCCUACUCCUGGGAGAAGCAGAAUCAUUGCCACUGAUUGCCAUGCGAAAAGUGAAAAGCCAAAUUCAAACAAGAACUAAAAAUCAUUCAUUCGGAUUUUGGAAGAAGCAGUAGAAAUUCCAAAAAAAAUGAACAGAGAAAAAUCAUGAACGAAGGAAGGAGCCGAGGAGGAGAUGAGAGAUUAAGGGGAGAAGGCGACUGACCGCUUAGGAACUCGCUGCUCUGCUUAUAAACUAAAAUUCCGGUUAGAUUUUGCUGAGCAGGCUUGAACCAGCAGGAUGCCCAUUUUCUCCUGCUCCUCGAUCAUCAAUGCUUUUCCAUUGCUGCCAACGUGAAAUUGCGAGAUAGAUCAUAGAUUCCUGUAAUAACAGCCCUAUUUUAGGGUUAUUUUUAAUUGCCAUUGCUAUGUAAUUAUUCACCUGGAAUUAGUUAUUACUCUGUAAUAAUUGUCAUACCUUAAAUAAAUCUUGACUUCUAGUGUGUUUAUUUUGGUUUAUGUAAUCCGUCUCAUUUGACUAAACUACGUUGUAUGGAACUAUGGACUAUAGACUUAUGGAGAGUAAUAUUAACACGUGCCUAAAACAGUA
This is a messenger RNA of Cuscuta epithymum, 2046 nucleotides long. Lineage: Eukaryota; Viridiplantae; Streptophyta; Magnoliopsida; Solanales; Convolvulaceae. The record is from the annotation of a GenBank genome assembly.